GAGAGGGAGACACAGAAUCUGAAGCAGGUGCCAGGCUCCGAGCUGUCAGCACAGACCUGGACACAGGGCUCGAACUCACAGACCUCGAGAUCAUGACCUGAGCCAAAGUCGGACGCUUAACUGACUGAGUCCCCUAGGCGCCCCUGGCGUGUGAGUAUAUUAAUGCAAGUCACACAGACAGGGAAUUCUUCAGAUGUUUCAAUGUCCUACAGUCUCUGUGGUGGCAACUGUUUCCUCCCUCAGAAUAAUGGCGAAUUGGUGGGUGCUGACACUGUUACACAGGCAAUCAUGGGGGAAUCUGGAAAAGCAAAUAGAGCAAGAGUUAAAAAGGAAACCAUGGGCACAAAAUGGCGGCUUGGGCCAGGCCAACUCCCCAAACCUUGUUGAACAGCUAACCUAAGUGCAGUUCCAACCUUGCCCAGAAAUGUAAGUCUUCCCCUGUCAGUGAGGAAUCCUCUGGUGAGUGCCAAUAAGGUCCUCUGUCACAUGGACCCUCUCCCUCUCCAUCCCACAAGGAGGGGAGGUCAUCUGCAUGAUUAGACCCCUAUCUUCCCAAUUAAGGGAAGGUGACCUUCAAAUCAAUCUGCUUGAUAUUGUAUUUGAACACAGGCAGUGAGAAGUCAGAGAUGUGAAUGGGCUGGGGUGGGGGUGACACAGGGAAGGAAGUCCAUAGGGAGUGACCCAAGGGCACGAGGGAAAGGGUGACAGCAGACUCCAGGGCUGGGUGCUGGGGAGUCAUAUGUCUUCAUGGGUUACUGUCUGGAUGAGGAGAAAAGGCACGAGAAGUAGGGUCCCUUUUCCAUGCCAUGCAAGACUUGCUCCCCAGCACUAGAAUUAGGGCCUCAGGGAGCAGCAUGGAGGCUGGUGACAGGGAGAAGCUGGAAGCCGAGAGGAGGGUCAGACCCGGAGGGGAAGUGAGAGUCUGAGUAGGUGUCCAGGGUUGAGGGCGGAGCCCAUUUGCAUUGUCGCGGAGACUCAGGGCAGGCUUGUGUGUUGAGAAGGAAGUCAGAAGAGAGGGGCUGCGUGUGGGGAGGGUUGUGAGAACAGACGCCAAAGACCCACUUUCCGAGAGAAAGAAAGAACAUCUGCACAUAAGAUGCUGUUGUUGCAACUGGUGUUGCUCACGGUUCUUGUCCCAAGUGGUGACACUGACGACGAUUUCCAGGAGCCAGUCUCUUUUCGAACCAUCUUGACAACAUCCUUUUACAACCAUUCCUGGACACAGAAUCAGGGAUCAUCUUGGCUGGAUGGGCUGCAGACUCAUGGCUGGGACAGCAAGACGGGAGCUUUCAGUUUUCUGCGGCCCUGGUCCAGGAGCAACUUCAGCAAUGAGGAGCUAAUGGAACAAGAAAAGUCAUUUUAUACAUUCUCCAUCAGAUUUCCUCUGAUCUUUCAGGACCAUGUCAGUGAAUGGCAGCUUGAAUAUCCCUUUCAGGUACAGGUGGCAAAAGGCUGUGGACUACAUGUUGGGGAGCCGUCAGUAGGCUUCAUGCAGAUUGCAUAUGAAGGAUCAGAUCUCGUGAGCUUCCAGAACAUGUCAUGGUGGCCAUCUCCAAAGGGAGGAAGGAGGGCUCAGGAGGUCUCCAAACUAUUCAAUCAGUACCAUGUGGUCAACUUACGAAUACAAGCAAGUAUUAAUGACGCCUGCCCCCGUUUCCUCUUGGGUCUUCUUGAUGCAGGAAAGGAAGAUCUUCAGCGACAAGUGAGGCCAGAAGCCUGGCUGUCCACUGGCCCCAGUCCCAGUCCUGGUCGUCUGCUCCUCGUGUGCCACGUCUCUGGUUUCUACCCAAAGCCAGUAUGGGUGACGUGGAUGCGGGGUGAGGAGGAGCACCAGGGAACCCGGCGAGGUGACAUCUUGCCCCAUGCUGAUGGGACAUGGUAUCUUCAGACGUCCUUGGACGUGGAAGCCAGAGAGGCAUCUGGCAUGUCUUGCCGAGUGAGACACAGCAGUCUAGGAGGCCAGGACAUGGUCCUCUACUGGGAGCAGCCCCGCCCCGUGGGCUUGGUCUUCCUGGCGGUGGUCGUGCCCCUGGUGCUUCUGGCAGGUCUUGCGUUCUGGCUCUGGAAGCGUCGGAAAUCACACUGGAGACCUCAGUGCACUGGCCUCCCUUUGGAGAGAGAUCCCAGCAGCCCAGGACCAGGACGUCCCUAAACCCAGCUCAGAUGAUGGACUUGCAAGUCUCUGUGUGCAGCUUUUGUCUUUUCUUUCUGCUCAGUGAUCAGUUGUCAAGACGAGUUAAGUGUAAUUUAGCAGAAUUUGUUGCUCUGACCUGAUUCUGGGGCUUAAACAUCAAAAGUAUCUUAGAGUAAAAUGAAGUCCCAGAAACCUCCAUGAGCCACUGGCAUCAGGUGUCACUUCCUGCAGUGAGCCGUCCCUUCUUCACAAGUCAAAUAAAUUUUUGCUUGGCUGGGAUUAGCUUCACAUUUUCCUGCACUUGCAAAUCUAUUCCUGACUCCCAGCCCUUGUUACCAACAGUUAGGGUCCUUUUCCUUCUAAUUCUUAGGGCUUUAGAGAUCAGGUCCAUGUCUUUUUAAUAUUUGUAUCCUUGGCAAAGAAUCUCCCCUGCAUGGAAUAUGUCCUCAAUAAAAUCUGUGUUGCAGUUUUGUCAAUA
Molecule: messenger RNA, 2612 nt
Organism: Acinonyx jubatus (cheetah)
Lineage: Eukaryota; Metazoa; Chordata; Mammalia; Carnivora; Felidae
Product: T-cell surface glycoprotein CD1a-like
Exons: 6
Coding region: 1097-2152 (351 amino acids)
Biological process (GO): positive regulation of T cell mediated cytotoxicity; antigen processing and presentation, endogenous lipid antigen via MHC class Ib; antigen processing and presentation, exogenous lipid antigen via MHC class Ib
Cellular component (GO): external side of plasma membrane
Molecular function (GO): endogenous lipid antigen binding; exogenous lipid antigen binding; lipopeptide binding
Source: RefSeq, a predicted model, not a curated record